This is a messenger RNA of Bipolaris zeicola 26-R-13, 1176 nucleotides long. RefSeq lists its product as uncharacterized. Gene Ontology annotation, biological process: sulfate assimilation. Lineage: Eukaryota; Fungi; Ascomycota; Dothideomycetes; Pleosporales; Pleosporaceae. Gene Ontology annotation, molecular function: 3'(2'),5'-bisphosphate nucleotidase activity. The transcript has a single exon. The record is from RefSeq and is a predicted model, not a curated record. The coding region runs from base 1 to 1176 and encodes 391 amino acids.
AUGGCCUAUACCGCAGAGCUCCGACUCGCCCUGCGCGCCGUCCACCGUGCAUCCGUCCUCACCAAAUCGGUGCUCCGGAACCUCUCCAACAACGUGUCUGCCGAAACCAAAGCAGACGACAGUCCCGUCACGAUUGCAGACUUUGCCGCACAAGCACUCCUCAUCUCCGCACUUCAUGCCGUGUAUCCUGACGACGCCUUUCUGGGCGAGGAGAGCGCAGAUGCACUGCGCCAAAACGAGGCCCUGGCUGACCGGGUAUGGCAGCUUGUGCAACAGGCAAAAGAGGAGGCUGAUGCGCGUCUGGAUGCAAACGGCAAAGAUGAGAAGGCAACUGCAAGCACUGCUGCUGCUGCGCACGACUUGAAGGAAGACCCAGUGCUAGCGUUUCCCGCAUCCAAGGAGGACAUGUUCGAUCUGAUUGACCGGGGCGGCAACGGCCAAGUCACGGGAUCUGGACGUGUCUGGGUCAUGGAUCCCGUCGAUGGCACCGCAACGUUUAUGCGGGGCCAGCAGUACGCCGUUUGUCUGUGUUUGCUUGUUGAUGGCGUACAGCAAGUGGGCGUGAUUGCGUGUCCGAACCUCGCCUUUCCCCUGCAAGGCACGCUGGGCUCGAUACGCAUCAGCGAAGACGACGUCGACAGCGACGGCUAUGGCGUGGUCCUUUCGGCCGUCAAGGGUCAAGGCACGUUUUUGCGUACCAUGGAAGUCAGCGGUCCUGGAGCCCACGCCCGACACGUGGACCUGACUACGCUACCACCCAAGCAGACCUCUGACCUAAACUUUGUCGAGGCCACGAUUGGCAAGACGUCGCUCUCGCAGACGGAACACGAAGCCGUUGCCACUGCCCUCGGUGCAAGCUGGCCAGGCACCGUGCUAUGGUCCCAGCAGAUGAAAUACGUGGCUCUCACCCUCGGCGCAACAGACGUCAUGGUGCGCAUCCCAAAGACGCUCGACCGCUUCACUUGCAUCUGGGACCACGCCGGCGGCCACUUGCUCUUCCAGGAGGCCGGCGGUAUCAUUAGUGACUUCCGCGGCGAGCAGAUUGACUUUUCUGCCGGCCGCAAGAUCAAAGGUGAGCGCAAUUGGGGCAUGAUUGCCUGCAUGCCCGCCGUCUUCGAGCAGGUCGGUACCGCCGUCAAGCACGUAUUGAACCAGCGGGACGGCGACAAGAGCUAG